AUGCACUUUCCUUGGUAUGGUCAGGCCCCAAGACCUCCAAGAGACUAUGGGUACCUGAGGUCCCAUGUCAAUGCAAAGCUUGCAAAGAAAGUUGCUCUGAGGUCUUGCGAUGCGUUCUUAGGCAUCUCAGCUCUUUGCACGUACUUCAUUAUGGCUCGUCGAUAUCGACCCCAUGAUGAUUCCUCCAGUUGGACUUCUCUCUUAACAAACGACCCUCAAUGUCCUAUCUUAUCCGCAUGGGUGAUGGAACUCUCUCGCACAUUUGUUGAGGAGCCCCUUCAGUAA
Molecule: messenger RNA, 285 nt
Organism: Suillus fuscotomentosus
Lineage: Eukaryota; Fungi; Basidiomycota; Agaricomycetes; Boletales; Suillaceae
Exons: 2
Coding region: 1-285 (94 amino acids)
Source: RefSeq, a predicted model, not a curated record